Messenger RNA from Mesorhabditis spiculigera, 468 nucleotides. NCBI's taxonomy places the organism in Eukaryota, Metazoa, Nematoda, Chromadorea, Rhabditida, Rhabditidae. The record is from the annotation of a GenBank genome assembly.
AUGGAAACGGCUACCGUAGCCCUCCUCGGCUAUGCGGCUUGGAGGGAAUUCACGCAGAUAUUCUCGUUACGAGUUCAUGAAAGAGAUCCCAACGCCGUCAUCAUCCUUACGGUCGUGAUCGUUGCCCUGAUUGGCUACGGUAUCAGCUUGCCUCCACUUUGUUGGGCGACGCACACUCAAUCCUCGUCAGCCGUCGUCCCAUAUAUGUCAUGGAGAUUGCUAUUCAAUACAUUGAUAGUCAUCAUUGUGUUGUCACAGACACUCGUUGGAAGGCGAAAACGAGCAGUCCCAUUUUCGAAUUCGUUGUAUGGCCGCCAAUUGACGGUGGCCAUAGCAGAGUUAGUGUUCGGAUCCGUCUUCCUGCUAAUCUCCCAUCUGGCCCAUCGCCACUACGAGAGACUCCGCCUGAGACGCCAUGAAUCGGAUGAGGAUCUCGUCUUUGAUAAGGCCCCAAUUCAUGCAUUUGCG